AUGAAAACAUACAUAACGACAUAUAGUAACAUACAGCAGAAAAUUAACACACGAAGCGCUCACAUAUAUGCAGCCACACACAUACAGAGAUGCAAAAAAACAGGACAUAACUUUUCAAUGGAGAUCAAUCUGAAGAAGCUAUGGGUCUCUUUAAUCGUGCUUUCUGCGAUUACGACCUCGGCUUUUGGAGACUUUGGAGGACCAUUGGUGAAGGGUUUCUACAAAGAGAGUUGCCCUUUAGCUGAAGAAAUCGUGAAGCAUAACGUCGAGGUUGCUGUGCUAAGAGAUCCUCGUAUGGCGGCUUCUCUUCUUCGCCUUCAGUUUCACGACUGCUUCGUCUUGGGUUGUGAUGCGUCUGUGCUCUUGGAUACACAUGGAGAUAUAUUGAGUGAGAAACAAGCAACUCCUAACGUUAACUCACUGCGUGGGUUCGAAGUAAUCGAUUACAUAAAGUACCUCCUCGAAGAAGCUUGUCCUUUAACCGUUUCUUGUUCGGAUAUCAUCACCAUAGCCGCUCGUGACUCUGUCUUCCUGAGAGGUGGACCAUGGUGGGAAGUUUUGCUAGGGAGAAGAGACUCAUUGAAGGCAAGCUUCUCCGGCGCAAACCAAUUUAUUCCGGCACCAAACUCUUCCCUCCACAGCCUCAUCAUAAACUUCAAGCAACAAGGCCUCGAUAUUCAAGAUCUCAUCGCUCUUUCGGGCGCUCAUACAAUAGGUAAAGCGAGAUGCGUGAGCUUCAAGCAACGCAUCGUUCAACCUAACAUGGAACAAACAUUCUACGUCGAUGAGUUCAAGAGACACAGCACAUUCCGGCGAAUCCUACGGUCACAGUGCAAAGAUUCUAGCCGAGAUAACGAACUGUCACCGUUGGAUAUCCAGACACCGGCUUUCUUUGAUAAUAAUUAUUACAUUAAUCUUUUGAAAGGAAGAGGGUUGUUGAUUUCGGAUAACGUUCUGGUCACUGAAGAUCAUGAAGGAGAAAUCUUCAAGAAGGUUUGGGAAUAUGCAGUGGAUCAAGAUCUUUUCUUCAUAGACUUUGUUGAAUCUAUGUUGAAAAUGGGUAAUAUCAAUGUUCUUACAGGAAUUGAAGGUGAAAUUAGAGAGAGUUGUAGAUUUAUCAAUGUCUGAAAAUUAAGGGUUAUAAAUUAACAGUGACAUGUGAUAGACAUCCAGUGAUUAGUGAUACGAAUUUUGCUCUAUUACAAAGUUGGUGUUUAGUCACGUUCUAAUUUCGGGUUAUGUGUAAUCACAAGCUUCGUACCAAUUCAAGAAUUUAUAAUUUUCAAUGUUCAGAGGUUAACAAAAUCAACAAAAAAAACUUAGAAAACUGUAAAUUAAGUUGGGAUUUUCUUCUGGGCAUCAGAUUAUCAUAAAGUUAACAUCAAAAAGAUUCAGACGCAAAUUACCCAUGAAAUGUAAUUUCAUCACCUGCCCAGAGAAAUACUUUGACAACAAAACCUUAAAAUCGAUAAUAAAGAAAAACGAAUCUUUCAAAAAAGUACAAAAGUAAUACUAUAAUUUGAAUCUGAGAAUCAGUUCUCCAAGGUGAUAGACAUCAAUGUAUAAUCAGUCGCAAAUUACCCAUUUGUUAUAUGAG
Thlaspi arvense is the source of this 1597-nucleotide messenger RNA. The record is from the annotation of a GenBank genome assembly. NCBI's taxonomy places the organism in Eukaryota, Viridiplantae, Streptophyta, Magnoliopsida, Brassicales, Brassicaceae.